Messenger RNA from Perca fluviatilis (European perch), 2896 nucleotides. It is a transcript of the gene crym, whose product is annotated as crystallin, mu. Gene Ontology annotation, biological process: thyroid hormone metabolic process. Gene Ontology annotation, cellular component: cytoplasm. The record is from RefSeq and is a predicted model, not a curated record. Lineage: Eukaryota; Metazoa; Chordata; Actinopteri; Perciformes; Percidae. The transcript has 8 exons. Gene Ontology annotation, molecular function: thyroid hormone binding. Bases 226 to 1173 code for a protein of 315 amino acids.
UUUACUUUUAGUUUCAGUUUCCGAUGCGUGGGAGCCUCGCUGUGGUUCUUGAAUGCAACAUGGAUACGCAGUCAGCGGCUUGAACUUUGGACCAACUCACGCCGCUCCGAUUGACUGGGUAAACACAGCCCGAUCUGCCGGUGAUUCAAUCUUAAAAGAAUGAACUUGGUCUGGUGAUAGCCAGACUACCGCUCCGAGGCUGGACAGAAGAGAAUUGGGAACAACAUGGCCGGACCUCCAGUUGUUAUAUGGGAGCAGGAAGUGGCGGCUCUGUUGCAUUACAGAGAGCUGGUCCCCCGUCUGGAGGAAGCUUUGGGCAAAUUCUCCAGACGAGACAGCAGAGAGGUGAUCCAGCCUGUUCGCACCACGCUGACCCUGCAGAAACACCACGGCUUCCUGGGAUUGAUGCCUACAUACAUGGAGAACGAUGGAGUCCUGUGCACAAAGUGUGUGUGUUUCUACAAAAGGGAGGAUGGUUCCUCUUUGCCAGCUGUGCAGGCCACACUGGUGCUGCUGGACCCAGAGUAUGGGAACGUGAAGGCUGUCAUGGAUGGAGAGCUCAUCACAGGCAUGAGGACAGCUGCAGUCUCUGCCAUCUCUGCUAAGCUGCUGAUGCGUCCCGAAGCAGAGGUGUUGGCCAUCUUGGGUACUGGCAAACAGGCCUUGAGUCAUUACAAUGCCUUCACAGAAAUGUUUUCAUUUAAAGAGGUGCGUGUGUGGAGCCGCACAAGACAGAAAGCGGAGAGCUUUUGCCGCUCCGUCAGCGGUCCGGUGACGGUGUGUGUCUCAGUGCAGGAGGCAGUGAGGGGAGCAGACGCCAUAGUGACAGUAACCAGCUGUACAGAGCCAGUGCUCUUUGGUCAGUGGGUCAAACCAGGAGCCCACGUGGCAGCGGUGGGGGCUUGCAGGCCAGACUGGCGGGAGCUGGACGACGUGUUGAUGAAGGAGGCGGUGGUGUACGCUGACAGCAGGGAGGGAGCAAUGGCCGAGUCCGGUGACGUCAUCCUCUCUGGGGCGGAGGUGUUUGCAGAGCUUGGAGAAGUUAUUAAUGGGACAAAAACUGCCCACAGAGAGAAGACAACAGUGUUCAAAUCCCUUGGAAUGGGAGUCGAAGAUGCAGUGUCUGCUCAGCUGGUAUUUGAUCAAUGGAAAGCAAUAACCAGCCAACCGUGAAGUAAAGUCAGUCCCUAGCACUAUAAUAUUCACUGCAUAAAUCCAUGGUUUUAUUAUUGUGCUUAAACUUAAGCAAUUCCAGAUCUACACACAUAUUCUCUAACUCCUCUAUCUGGUGUGCUAAAGUAUUCACCCCCCCCGUGUCAAUACUUUGUAGAACCACCUUUGUCUGCAAUUACAGCUGCAAGUCUUUUGGGGUAUGUCUCUACCAGCUUUGCACAUCUAGAGACUGACAUUUUUGUCCAUUCGGCUUUGCAAAAUAGCUCAAGCUCAGUCAGACUGGAUGGAAAGCAUCUGUGAACAGCAGUUUAAGUCUUGCCAGAGAUUCUCAAUUGGAUUUAGGUCUGGACUUUGACUGGGCCAUUCUAACAUGAAUAUGCUUUGAUCUGGGGCGACCUCUAGCUCACCCAAUUAAGAGCGUGCACCCCAUGUAGGCUGAGUCCUAUGCAGCAGGCCGGGUUCGAAUCCGACCUGUGGCCCUUUGCUGCGUGUCAUCCCCUCUCUUUCUCUCCCCCUUUCCUGUCUAUCCACUGUCACUUAAAAAGGGAAAAAAAAAACCAAAAGAAUAUUUCAUCUUCCCAUAAACUCUGAUCACAUGAUGGUGUGUUCAGGGUGAUGUGCAGUGUUAAGUUUUCUGCCACACAUAGCGUUUUGCAUUUAGGCCAAAAACUUCAAUUUUGGUCUCCUCUGACCAGAGCACCUUCCUCCACGUUUGCAGUGUCCCCCACAUCGCUUGUGGCAAAUUGCAAACGGGACUUCUUAUGGCUUUGUUUCAACAUUGGCUUUCUUCUUGCCACUCUUCCAUAAAAGGCCCGAUUUGUGUGUAAUAGUUGUCCUGUGGACAGACUCUCCCACCUGAGCUGUGGAUCUGUGCAGCUCCUCCAGAGUUACCAUGGGCCUCUUGGCUGCUUCUCUGAUCAGUGUUCUCCAUGCCCGGCCUGUCAGUUUAGGUGGACGGCCAUGUCUUGGUAGGUUUGCAGUUGUGCCAUACUCUUUCCAUUUUGGGAUGAUGGAUUGAACAGUUCUCUGUGAAAUGUUCAAAGCUUGGGAUAUUUUUUUUAUAACCUAACCCUGCUUAAAACUUCUCGACAACUUUAUCCCUGACCUGUCUGGUAUGUUCCUUGGGCUUCAAGAUCCUGUUUUUUCACUCUAACAAACCUCUGGGUCCUCUACAGAACAGCCGUAUUUAUACUGAGAUUAGAUUACACACAGGUGGACUCUAUUUACUAAUUAGGUGACUUCUGAAGGCAAUUGGUUGCACUGGAUUUUAUUCGAGGGUAUCUGAGUAAAGGGGGCGGAAUACUUUUGCACGCCACACUUUUCUGUUUAUUUGAAAACCAUGUAUAAUUUUCUUCCACUUCACAAUUAUGCACUACUUUGUGUUAGUCUAUCACAUAAAAUUCCAAUGAAAUACAUUUACGUUUGUGGUUUUAACGUGACAAAAUGUGGAAAAGUUGGGGUAUGACUACUUUUGCAAGCCUCUGUAUGUUGCCCUGAGUGAUGCUAGAGGAUGACAUUACCAUCCUAAGAGAGGUGUCACUAGCAUGGCUAAACAUGCCAGGCAUUUUGUGGUUACAGUUUCUCAAAAGCGAUGAUUUGCUCCUUUUCUGUUUUUAUAAUUGUAAAUCAAUUUUCUUUGAAUUUUAGACUUUAAGAGACAUGUCAUUGGGCUCUGGAAAUUGUGGACAAUUUUCUCUAAUUAAAACUAAAUUAAAUAAAAAAA